This is a messenger RNA of Linum trigynum, 4073 nucleotides long. The record is from the annotation of a GenBank genome assembly. Lineage: Eukaryota; Viridiplantae; Streptophyta; Magnoliopsida; Malpighiales; Linaceae.
AACAUCUUUUUAAUGGCUUCGAGGUUGGAUCUUGUAUUCUUGUCCUUCCUGCCAUUGUCUAAAAGCUAAGCCUCAUGUGGUAACCGAAACUUGUCCUAAGUUUUGAAUUUUGUGAACCCAUUCUUUAAUUCUCCUCGAGGUUGUUACUUGUCAGAUAACCAAAUGUUUUAUAGAAAGAUAAAUUUACAAGUUGAUACCCUCUUUUAGAACGUGGUUGGUGGCUGUCCGUGUAUUUGAAUAUCCGGUUGAAUGGAAAGCGAAUCUAGUAUUAACAAAAUCUACAACCCGUUCAGUCUACUAAUUAUAAAAGCGAGUAAAACUCGUUCUCGAUCAAAAACUCAUUCGAACCGGGGUUCAAGCUGCAUUGAUAAAAUACAAUAAAAAAAUGAUUUAAUAUAAUGCAGCCUGUGACAACUGAACAACUCGUCAGGCGGCUAAUGCUCUUGUUGCUUUAAAUACAAAAAAUUUAUGAUGCUUUCCCUUCUUCUCCGGCAGGAUUCCUAGUACGUAACACAUGCAUGCAAUAUUUGUCUUUUCUUAAAUCUCUGGUCUUUUGUCGUGAAUCUUAAUUUAUCCAAACUGCUCUUUUCUCUGCUCCACUUGGUGGAAUCUACUUCUGCAUUUACGAGGAAUAUACAACUAACUAUAUUAUAGAAUUUUGGAGGAGGAUGGUAUCACAAAAAUUUCUAGUUAAUUUCAAUCAUUAAAUUAAUAAUCCGGGAGGCAAUGAGAUUUAUAGCAAGUUGAUGAUCAGUGUAACAACUUAGCAAACUAGUAAGUUAUCGAUAAAAAAACAACUUACCAAACUAGUAGAAAGUUACAGAGUUCAAGUAUGGAAUGGUUGCCGGAGUUAUCCCUCCCUUUCCUCGUCGCAGUUACUGUCAUCCUCCUAGCAACCAGCUGGUUCAUCUCGAAGAAACCAUCCAAAACCCGAACGGCUUCGAACCGCCUACCGCCGGGCCCAUGGAAGCUCCCCAUCAUAGGCAACCUCCACCAGCUGAUCGUCGGCUCUCAGCCGGCCCACCGCCGGCUCCAAGAGCUGUCUCGACAGUACGGCCCCGUGAUGCAGCUCCAGCUCGGGGAGCUGCACCACGUGGUCGUCUCCUCGGCGGAGGCCGCCAGGGACGUCCUGAAAACGCACGACACCGCCCUGGCGUCCAGGCCCUACGUCCUGGCCGCCGACGUGAUUUUCAACGGCCGCAAGGCGAUAGCCUUCACCCCUAACGGGCCGUACUGGCGCCAGAUGCGAAAGAUCUGCAUGAUGGAGCUGCUCAGCGACAAGCGCGUCCUCUCUUAUCGUUCUGUAAGAGAGGACGAGCUGUCCGGUAACAUGGUUCGUCGGAUUCAUAAGAUGACCUCUACAACGACUCAUCCUCGCGUGAAUCUCGGCGAGAUUCUGUUCUGGGCGUCCAAUCGUGUGAUUGCCAGGUCAGCUUUCGGAACCAUUCAGGAAAACACUACUGAAUCUUUCAUGGCGAUGGUGAAUAGCAUCUCCGACGUGCUCGGGGGCAUGACGGUCUCCGAUUUGUACCCUUCCGUCAAAUUCCUCCCGACGUUGACCGGAUUCCGGUCAAAACUUAACCGCCUGCAUCGAGAAGCGGAUGUUUUGCUGGACGCGAAAAUCAAUGAACAUUUGGCAAGAAGAGCUGUUGCAGGCAAGGAUCAAGCAGCACCCGUUUACAUUGUCGAUGUUCUUCUGGAUCUCCAAGCAAAUUGCACCGAUUUAGAAUCCCCGUUGACCAAUGACAACAUCAAAGCAGUCGUCACUGAACUGAUCCUUGGUGGUAGUGCGAAUCCGUCGAAUACAACGGAGUGGACUAUGUCUGAACUGAUGAGAAAUCCAAGAGUGAUGCAAAAAGCACAAGAGGAAGUCCGACAAGCGUUCCACGGGAAAGGGAGAGUCGAGGAAGAAGGACUGGACAAGCUGAAGUACAUGAACGCGGUUAUCAACGAGUCCCUGAGGUUGCAUCCCGAUGGCCCUCUGCUUGCUCCAAGAGAGGGCCAACAGGAUGUGGUCGUCGGUGGAUACCUGGUCCCAGCCGGGACCAAAGUCAUGGUGAAUGCAUGGGCUAUUGGGAGAGAUUCGCGGUACUGGGAUGAUCCCGAGACGUUCUAUCCAGAGAGAUUCACGAUGAACUGUUCGAAGGACUACAAGGGGAGGGAUUUCCAGUUCAUUCCUUUUGGUUCGGGGAGGAGAAUGUGCGCCGGGAUUUCUUUCGGAUUGGCCACCGUUAAACUUGGAUUAGCUAAUUUGCUUUAUCAUUUCGACUGGAAACUCCCAACUGGGAUGAAGCCCGAAGAUCUAGAUAUGUCGGAACGGUUUGGACUUGCUGUACGGAGGAACUGCCAGUUAUGCUUGAUUCCCUUUCCAUACAAGACCGAGUCGUCCUAACUUUCUUUGUAAUCAGCUCCUAGUGUCCGUCUUGGUUUCUGAUUUACUUUGUUUGGUAGUGAAUUUUGAAUUUUCUUUUGUGACUAUAAAUUCCUGGUUUCAAAUGGAGUCACGUCAGGAAAUCUCCAGGAUUCCUACUGCAUUCACCAUAAAAUCGGUGUUGUUCGUUACAUGUUUACAAAUUAGGCCCAGAUCCGACUCAAAACUGGACCUAUUUGGGCCGGUUUCCCCUAGCCCACAUGGAGCCGCAGCUACCAGCGGCCGCGCCUUUUGUCAUCCGCCCAGCUGGAUGAUGAAUAGAGUUGGCUUGGGCUCAAAGACCUUUCGAUGGGAGGCUUUUAUUCCUGGGCCAGCUACUUGGAACAAAGCCCGCGCAUUUCGUAGAGUAAGCAGGCUCGCCUAUUUAAACCACCAGCAAGGUGGCCUACUGGCCUGCAAAACUAUCUCUUUCGGUGUUUCCCAUACUAGCUUAUAACCUGACCCGUAGGUCAGAAUGUUCAUAUUUGAUUAUUUAUAUUUUAAACACCGAUUUGGGAUUUAUUAUGGGUCAAUUUUUGGCAGAUUCCAAAAGGGUAUUAUUACAGAUUUCGAGUGAUUUUUCCGAAAUUUCAUUUUCUUUCGAUUCUAGAGGCCGCAGAUCAUGGAAUCAGACUGAUGCUAUUCUCCAGCAAUAAUGUAUCCUAUUGAUCCUAUUCUCCACGGAUGAUAAGUCCAUGAAGCACCGAUUUGGGUCAAUUUAUUUUCGGAUGACAUUUUGGUCAUUUUUUGGGUGACGAAAUGUCAUUUUCUUUGGAUUUGGAAGGCUAUAGACCACGGAUUCGCCCUGAGGCUAUUCUUCAACGAUGAUAAGUCCACUAAGCACCGAUUUGGGCAUAUUUAUUUCGGGUCAAUUUUUGGCAUAUUCUAAAGGGGUACCAUCACAGAUUUCGUACAAUUUUUCCGAAAUGCCAUUUUCUUUCGAUUUUGGAGGCUGCAGAUCACGGAAUCUGGCCGAGGCUAUUCUCCACCGAUAAUGAAGUCUAUUGAUCCUAUUCUUCACGGAUGAUAAGUUCAUUAAGCACAGAUUGGUAAUUUUUUGGGGGACGAAAGACCAUUUUCUUUGGAUUUUGAAGGGUACAGAUCACGAAUUCGGCCUGAGGCUAUUCUUCAACGAUGAUUAAGUCCAUUAAGCACCAAUUUGGGCGGAUUUAUUCCGGAUCAAUUUUUGGCAGAUUUCAAAGGGGUACCAUCAAAGAUUUUGUGCGAUUUUUCCGAAAUACCAGUUUCUUUCGAUUCUUGAGGCCGCAUUUCACGGAAUCAGGUCGAGGCUAUUCUCCAUCGAUAAUGAAGUCUAUUUAUCUUAUUAUCCACGGAUGAUAAGUCCAUGAAGCACCGAUUUGGGCCAAUUUAUUUUCGGAUGGCAUUUUGAUAAUUUUUUGGGCGACGAAAAGCCAUUUUCUUUUGAUUUUGAAGACAAUAGAUCACGGAUUCGGCAUGAGGAUAUUCUUCAACGAUGAUUAAGUCCACUAAGCACCGAUUUGGGCAUAUUUAUUCCGGGUCAAUUUUUGGCAUAUUCUAAAGGGGUAUCAUCACUGAUUUAGUGCAAUUUUUCCGAAAUGUAAUUUUCUUUCGAUUUUGGAGGCUACAGAUCAGGGAUCUGGCCGAGGCUAUUCUCCAUCGAUAAUGAAGUCUAUUGAUCUUA